CAUAACUUCAUUUUGGGGACACUGCUGCCGGAUUUUCGAUUCGGAAGGCGUUUGCUGUUUCUUUCAGUUUUCUAUUCCUCCAUUCCUUCCAGUUAAAGAAGAUGCCGCCAGGACAUAAUCAGAACAGGAAUCAGAACCAGGCUCCUGAUGGUGAUCAAAGGUUGAUGACCGUUGAGGAUUUCAAUCUCAGAGAGACCUCCCCUAGUCUUGGUGGAGGAAGGGUAGUCGGCAGUAACAAAGUGGGGACUGCUUAUGAUCUUGUGGAGCAAAUGAAUUAUCUUUAUGUGAGGGUGAUUAAAGCAAGAGAGUUGCCUACAAGAGAUGGUAAUGACAGACCUGAUCCCUUUGUUGAAGUUACAGUCGGAAGCAUUAACGGUAUGAGUAAGCAUUUAAAUGAUGUCUCUAAUCCUGAAUGGAAACAUGUAUUCGCUAUCUUGGGUGAUCAAAUUCAGUCACCUGUUAUGGAAGUUGCAGUGAGAGAUAAAAGUAGGAAUGGUGACAAUUUAAUUGGCCUGGUUACUUUUGAUGUCAUUGAGGUGCCAAGAAGGGUUCCACCAGAUAGUCCACUGGCUCCGGAAUGGUAUACACUGGAAAAAAGAAAUGGAAUUAGGACCGGUGGAGAAAUAAUGUUGGCUGUUUGGAAGGGUACACAAGCUGAUGAGGCCUUUCCAGAAGCUUGCCAUUUGGAUGCUGGAACUGCAGUGAGUAAUGAUGGGGUGGCAAAUUUCAGGUCUAAAGUAUACUUAUCUCCCAGGCUCUGGUAUCUGAGAGUGAAUGUGAUUGAGGCUCAAGAUUUGCAGCUUAGUGAUAAAAAUAGACAGCAUCCAGAAUUUUUUGCAAAGGUUGCACUAGGAAAUGUGAUUUUGAGGACUAAGAUUACACAGAGCAGAAAUAUGUGUCCAUUGUGGAAUGAAGACUUGAUGUUUGUAGCCUCAGAGCCUUUUGAGGAACAGUUAAACCUAAGUAUUGAGGAAAAAGUUGGACCUAACAAAGAGGAAGUUCUGGGCAAGUGCGUGAUUCCUUUAAAUGAGAUGGAGAGAAGGCUAGAUUUCAGAACUCCAACUAGUAGGUGGUAUGGUCUUGAGAAGAAUGCUUCUGAUAAUGGACAAACAAAAUUGGUGAAAUUAAACAGCAGGGUUCGCCUCAGAUUAUCCUUAGAUGGUGGUUAUCAUGUUCUUGAUGAAUUGACUCAGUAUAGUAGUGAUUUCAAGCCAACCGCAAAGCAGCUGUGGAAACCAGCAAUUGGUAUUCUUGAAUUGGGAAUAUUGAGUGCUCAAGGUUUGUCACCAGUUAAGACAAAAGAUGGACGCGGGAUGACUGAUGCUUAUUGUGUUGCAAAAUAUGGACAAAAAUGGAUCAGGACAAGGACCAUCUUGAACAAUUUCAAUCCCAAGUGGAAUGAACAAUAUACCUGGGAAGUUUUUGAUCCAUGUACUGUGAUCACUAUAGGUGUGUUUGACAACAGCUACUUGCAGGGGGACAAGCCUGGGGAAGCAAAAGACUCUAGAAUUGGAAAAGUGAGAAUUCGGCUAUCUACUCUUGAAACUGAGCGGGUAUACACACAUUCGUAUCCACUCAUUCUCCUGUCAUCUUCUGGGGUAAAAAAGAUGGGGGAAAUACAAUUAGCUGUGAGAUUUUCGUGCACAUCUUUGUUAAACAUGCUCCAAAUGUAUAACCAGCCCCUCUUGCCGAGAUUACAUUAUAUGCAUCCUCUUACUUGUUUUCAGAUGGAUAAUUUAAGGUAUCAAGCCACACAGUUAAUCUCCAAGAGGUUGAGCCGGGCUGAGCCUCCACUGCGAAAAGAGGCUGUAGACUAUAUGGUUGAUGUGGGAUCAAACAUGUGGAGUAUGAGAAGAAGUAAAGCAAAUCACUACAGGGCUGUUUUUGUUAUUUCUGGUGUUAUUGCUUGCUGCAGGUGGUUCAAUGCUAUAUGCACUUGGCAAAGUCCUUCCAUGACAAUUCUUGUUCACAUUUUACUCUUGUGCUUUGUAUCUUAUCCCAGAAUUAUGUUGAGCAGUUUGUUUCUUUCCCUUUUCUUUCUUGGGAUUGGAAAAUAUAGAGGGAGACCUAGACAGCCCCCUCACAUGGAUAUCAGAUUGUCGCAUGCUGAUAAGGUAUUUCCUGAUGAGUUGGAUGAAGAAUUUGAUACUUUUCCAACUUCUAAGCAAGGAGAUAUCCUGAAACUGAGGUAUGAUCGGUUGAGGUGUAUCGGAUCAAGGUUACAGACUGUCAUUGGUGACUUGGCCACUCAAGGGGAGAGGUUCUACAGUCUCCUUAGCUGGCGAGAUCCUAGAGCUACCUUUCUAUUUCUCAUCUUUUGCUUGGUUUCCGCUAUAGUAGUAUUUGCUGUUCCUUUCAAAGUCCUGUUUACGGUUUUAGGCUUCUACUUGAUGAGACAUCCAAGUUUCCGUGAAAGGCUUCCAGCAUCGCCUACAAAUUUCUUUAGGAGGCUGCCAGCGCGUUCAGACUCCCUGCUCUGAAGCAUUUUCUCUGUGGUUGUUUGGUGAAGCAGAUCUGAUAUAUAAUUUAAUGAAGAAUACUGAAUCUCCC
Molecule: messenger RNA, 2550 nt
Organism: Oldenlandia corymbosa var. corymbosa
Lineage: Eukaryota; Viridiplantae; Streptophyta; Magnoliopsida; Gentianales; Rubiaceae
Source: the annotation of a GenBank genome assembly